Messenger RNA from Trichophyton benhamiae CBS 112371, 1644 nucleotides. RefSeq names its product homeobox transcription factor, putative. The transcript has 3 exons. Gene Ontology annotation, molecular function: transcription cis-regulatory region binding; DNA-binding transcription factor activity, RNA polymerase II-specific. The record is from RefSeq and is a predicted model, not a curated record. Bases 1 to 1644 code for a protein of 547 amino acids. Gene Ontology annotation, cellular component: nucleus. Gene Ontology annotation, biological process: regulation of DNA-templated transcription. Lineage: Eukaryota; Fungi; Ascomycota; Eurotiomycetes; Onygenales; Arthrodermataceae.
AUGAAUGACUCGCGUCAAACGGGCCAUGAGGGCGAUACAGCUGCUUCCGCCGUCGCGACUGAGCCAGAGUCUGGCAACAACUACUCCUUUCUAAUACAUUCCAACAAGACAUUGACGCAGGAUCUUCCACCUAAAGUCGAUAGGUAUGGAACUAACCCCAAGACCGGCAGCCCCGAGGACCAUGCUAUUUUAGAAGCGGAAUACCGAUUGAAUCCAAAGCCUGACAAGGCCACCAGAGCGAGCAUCGUCAGCAGAGUCUCUUUAGGAGAUAAGGAAGUUCAGAUAUGGUUUCAGAACAGAAGGCAGAACGACAGGCGAAAAUCUAAACCGCUGCAUUCGAAUGAACUAUCCCCGAAUACACAGGAACUCGAAAACUCUCAAAAAACCGUAGAUGCUAGUCCACCAAACACGCAGAAUGGAAACCUGAAUUCAAACGCCGAUGAUUCCUACGGUAAUACACUGGGCACACCCUCUCAGUCUUUUUCCAGCUGCCAGUGUGAACACAAUGUCGCAUCGUCACAGCUCGAAAGCUCACAAACUUCUACUACAUCUACCAAAUCUCAAGACAACCAGUGUAGAUUUUGCUCUGCCGUCAGUGAACCAAGAUUACGUGCUCAGCUUUCCUCCGGUAAGAGGAAGCGUGCGGAUUCAGGCGUCAGUGGACUAGGAGUUGGUGAACUUGAAAAUGCACGAAGAUCAUUUGGCUCCACGAACUCGCCAUCUCUUCGUCUUUCUCUUUCCUUUGAUGGCGAGGCAGUGGUACGUGGCGAAGAUGAGAAGACCCCAUCUCCUCCGAAGAUUCGCGAUUCUUUGAGAAUUGCUUUCUCUGCAGACGGUGAAGCAGUUGUUCGAACGGCAGGAGAGCCGUCACCCUCUCCUUCACGAAACCGUACUUCGACUCCCCUCUCUCUUCAGUCCCGACUUAGAAGCCUUCGACGGACUAGCAGUGCCGUCUCAUUUGGAUCUAAAUCACCAGACGCUGCUAAUAUAUUUGGCCGGUCUCGAGAUUCACGCAGAUGGGAGUUGUACUGUGAUACAGACGCGCGUAGCGCUCUCUCCUCACCCAAACUCGGAACGGGCCCUACGUCUGACCGGAGUGGAAGCGCCAGGUCCUCUUGCAGGAGGGUUUCCAACGCGAAUGCGCGUAUAUUGUCGCCAUGUGCUAAUCUCCCGAACUCACUGCUACCCACUAGCCCACCCCAGAAGCGAAAGAAACUAUCCCGCGCUGUGUCCUCCCUUGGCCGGCUGGAGACUGAACCGUCAUUAGAAACUGUUAGCACCGCCAAACUUAACAGCUCUCAGGGCAACAAAAGCCAAAAAACGAAGCCCAAAACAGAUUUUCACAACGGUGACUCCGACAAGGAAAACUGGCUCCCAGGUACACAGAAUGUUGGCCCUCGUCGCCGUCGACCACAUCCCACCGCCCACCCGCAGAAUCGUGUUCUUCAGACAUCAGGGGACGCUCGGCGUGAGGGGAAUCGAAUUAUUGGGCGGGGAAUGACAUCUCCUCGAAAGGACCACGACAAAAACAAGGACGACGGACUUAGUGGGAAGCCAUCUCUCCCCAGCACAAGUUCGAACCAGGAAGAGGAUCUUGACUGCAUCCAGGGUUUACUUUCCUUGAGCCAGGGUGCUUGGAAAUGA